AUGGGGAAGCAAGGACCUUGUUAUCACUGUGGAGCUACAAGCACACCUCUGUGGCGGAACGGGCCACCAGAGAAGCCAGUAUUGUGCAAUGCGUGUGGAUCGCGUUGGAGAACAAAAGGAACUCUUGUGAACUACACUCCGCUUCAUGCUCGUGCUGAUGGUGAAGAGAACGAGGAUCAUCAGAGGUAUCAAAGAAUGAAGAUCAUUUCUGUAAGUAACAAGAACAAAGAGCCAAAGAUGCUCAAGAGGAAAGCAAUUCAAGAGAACUUCACCAUUAAAAGACCUGUCUUGGAAUUCAAUAUUGGUUCGAAGAUGGCUGUGGUAGAAGAGGAUGCUAGUAAUAGAUCGAGUUCUGGUUCGGCUGUAUCGAACUCCGAGAGCUGUGCACAGUUUAGCAGUGCCGAUAUGAGUGAGUUAACAGGUCCAUCUCAGUCAAACGCGUGGGACACGACUGUUCCUAGCAAGAGGAGGACGUGUGUAGGCCGUCCUAAGUCCUCUUCCGUUGAGAAGCUCACCAAAGACCUUUACAGUAUUCUACAAGAGCAGCAAUCGUCUUGUCUCUCAGUUACAUCGGAGGAAGAUCUUCUUUUUGAGAAUGAAAUGUCAAUGGUCUCUGUUGAGAUUGGACAUGGGAGUGUUCUCAUGAGGAAUCCUCACUCGUUUGCUCGGGAAGAGGAGUCUGAAGCCAGCUCGUUCUCUUCGCUUGAGAACAAAUCCUNCAUCAGUGAGGCAUACUCACAUUCCGUGAAGCGUGUUGAGAUUGGAGCGGGGAGAGGUUCUGAGUCUGUUGGACAAGCAAUAAAGCAAGAGCAACUCAAGAGGACCAACUCUCAAAUUGGAAGAGUGCAUGUCCUUGGGAGCCAUAGCUCACCACUCUGUAGCAUAGAUUUGAAGGAUGUUUUCAACUUUGAUGAGUUCAUAGAACAAUUCACAGAGGAAGAACAGAAGAAACUGAUGAAAUUACUUCCUCAGAUUGACUCUGUAAACCUUCCUGAUAGCCUCAGAACGAUGUUCGAAAGUGCUCAGUUCAAAGAGAACUUCACUUUGUUUCAGAAACUUAUUGCGGAUGGUGUCUUUGACUUGUCUUCUUCCUCUGAGGCAAAACUCGAAGACAUCAGGACUUUUAAGAAGCUUGCUUUGUCUGAUUUCAACAAAUCCCGUUUGGUGGAAAGCUAUAACCUCUUAAAGGAACGAGAAAAAGGGACAGGAGAAUCUGUUACUACAACUUCAAGAAGCUCAAACCCAAAUGUACAUAAGAAUAUUGUAACCAUUAAGAGACGAUAUGAAAACCAAACUCCAUUAAAGUCAGAGUCAAGAGGGCUUAUGAGGAGCCCGAAAAGCAUAACGAAGAGCCAUGAAAGCAAAGUGAUGACAGAGAACAAUGUCUCUUGCUUUAACCCAAGAAGCUUAGCUUCUGCGUUUGCGCAAGAAAGUGGCUCUGCGAUGUUUGGCUAUGAAGGUAAUUGCAGUUCUGAUCAAGAUCUCCUUCUUCUCGACUUACCGUCAAAUGGGUCGUUUCCUCAAGCAGAGCUGCUUCACCAACUCUGA
Arabis nemorensis is the source of this 1548-nucleotide messenger RNA. The record is from the annotation of a GenBank genome assembly. Lineage: Eukaryota; Viridiplantae; Streptophyta; Magnoliopsida; Brassicales; Brassicaceae.